AUGGCGGCGUACGAGAAGCGGCGAGGGGCCGCCGCCCUGGUGCCGGUGGGGGGCAGCGGGCUGCCGGAGCCGGGGCGGGCAGCGCCGGUGGGGGGCGGGCUGGCGGAGGGCAGCGCGGCAGAGUUCCUGCUGCGCGCCGGCGUCACGGCCAUGGUGCGGGAGGCGCUGCUCAAGGUGCUGGAGGCGCGGCCCGCCGAGCCCGUGUCCUUCCUGGCCGAGUACUUCGAGCGUCUGGUGCUGGCGGAGACGGCGGCGGAGCCCCCGGGGCCGCCGCAGCGCCUGGCCCGGGCGCUGUGGUACGUGUGCCUGGCUCAUCACUCACACAGGACGGCCUUCGACAGCAACGCCGGCGCGGCCUACGAGGUUCUGGGGUGCGGCGGGAGGCGGCGGGCGGCGGGCGUGGACGGGCGGCUCUACAGCGAGUUGCUGCGGCGCAUCUGCCAGCGCGGAGCGGCCCCGGCCGAGGCGGCGACCGAGCUGCUGCGCCGCGUCCGCUGCCGCGACCACGAGGCCGUCCCGUUCGACGUGUUCCGUUACGGCGUCCUCACCUGCUGCGUGCUGCUGGAGUUCGCGGCCAAGGCCGACGCGCUGUUCGCCGUACUGGGCGCUGGGGACUCGGCGGAUACCCGGCUGUGCCAGGCUGUGCUGCGGGCGCUGGAGGAUGCGCUGGGUGCCGGGCAUGGCUCACGGCCUGGCCGCUACCUGGAGGCUGGCUCCAGGUUGGGCCCUGACAGGCUGGCACUGGCCAUGGACCAAGCGCUGCAGGAGAGGAAGCUCAGCUCCUCCAUGAGCAGGGAGGAGUUCCUGAGGAAAGCCACCGCCUUGUUCAUAGCAAAGGUGUUAUCCAGGAUUGACAUGGAGGCUUUGACCUACGGAGCUGCUUUGGGCAGUGAAAUGACCCAGGAGGAACAAUGUGUGGGGCUGGGCUGUGGCUGCAUAGGGGCAGCUGGGGAGUGCUAAGGUGGUUUGGGAUGUGGAGUGCAGGCUCUGGAUGAGACACAUCCCCUUUUCCCGGGACCAGCUGUGUGUCAGGCUGGGGUUAUUUAUUUAAACUUGUCUGAUCAUUAUUUAUACUGUUCAAUUCCUGGUUUGCUGUAAGACAUUAAAGCUUUUUUAUUAUU
Cinclus cinclus is the source of this 1121-nucleotide messenger RNA. It is a transcript of the gene TPGS1, whose product is annotated as tubulin polyglutamylase complex subunit 1. Gene Ontology annotation, biological process: protein polyglutamylation. Bases 1 to 960 code for a protein of 319 amino acids. The record is from RefSeq and is a predicted model, not a curated record. The transcript is spliced from 3 exons. NCBI's taxonomy places the organism in Eukaryota, Metazoa, Chordata, Aves, Passeriformes, Cinclidae. Gene Ontology annotation, molecular function: microtubule binding.